UGAUAGUAACGAUUUUGAUUAUCAUCACGUCCCAUUUUUAUAUUUAAAUCAUUUGUAGAUCUUAAAUUAUUAUAUUGAUUUUGGUUUGUAGUUGAUAGUAGUCGUUAAAAAUGUGGUUCGCUUUGUUUUUCGUUUUGGUUCCAUUCGUGGCUGCUGCUGAUAAGGACUUUAUUAAUUUCGGUGAAUUCGUGUGUCCCAGAGAAGAGAAAGCACUAGGCAGAUGUCUCCGCGAUGCGCUGAACGCCUACAUUCCUCAACUAGCAACAGGAGUGCCAGAGUACGGAGUACCACCAUGCGAGCCCCUGAUAGUGCCAGCCCUCUCCAUCCAGCAGUCCUCAGGCCCCAUAUCUGUGAGGUCCAGUUACUCCAAUGUGACAGUACAAGGACCUUCCAAAAUGCGAGUGAAAGAUGUUGAUGUUAGCAUACAACUGCGUCGCGUAGUGGCGAGACUGUACAUCCCUGAUCUGCAGAUGACUGGCAACUACAGGGUGACAGGCAAGCUCCUCAUGCUGCCCAUUGAUGGACAGGGACAGUUCGCUGCUAAAUAUGGUGACAUCGAUGCGACAGUGACGAUAAUACUGGGACGUCAGCCUCGCCCUAACGGCGUAGAUGCCCUCAAAUGUGAAGACCUGGCAGUCUCCUUCCAUGUCGGACACGCGACAAUGAAGCUAGGCAACCUAUUCGGAGCAGAUGAUGAGUUCAGUCAUUCACUGAACCAGUUCCUCAAUGACAACUGGCAGAAGUUGAUCGAAGAGCUGCAGACGCCCAUGGAAGUAGCUCUGAGGGACUUCUUGAAGCCUCUAGCAGAUCACACAUUCUCUACUUUAAACGCUGACGAUAUUCUAUCCAAUUAA
This is a messenger RNA of Spodoptera exigua (beet armyworm), 854 nucleotides long. Lineage: Eukaryota; Metazoa; Arthropoda; Insecta; Lepidoptera; Noctuidae. The record is from the annotation of a GenBank genome assembly.